AUGCAUUCACAGCAGACUGUCUGCAUCCAGGCUCACGUGCUCACAGCCGUAUCGACAAUCCUGCCAUCGUUCUCAAUGAGAACUCCGGAUUUGCCUCACAUCAGAAAAUUGAGGUUGGCGGACAAUGAUUUCUUGACACCUCGACCAGUCGAUUUAAUCAUUGGAGCGGAUUUCUACGGAAGGAUCAUCAAGCCAAACAUCAUCAAAGGCUCACCAACAACACCAAUUGCUCAACUUUCCAUUUUUGGAUGGCUCGUCAUUGGUCCAGUCACCGAAUCACACUCAAAUACUAACCAUUCACAUUUUGCAGUUGCUCAAGAUGAUCAGAGCAUUCUGCAAGAGCUGCUCACCAAAUUCUGGGUCCAAGAAGAGUCACCAAUGGACGCUCCAAGCACGCUCACCCCGGAGGAAGAAGAAUGCGAAGCACAUUUCUGUGCGACUCACUCUCGGGAUCACACAGGAAGGUACAUCGUUCGCAUUCCACUCAAGGCACCAGCAUCACUUCUAGGUAAUUCACACAAGAUUGCUCAAAGAUGUCUACAAAACACUUUGCGACGACUCUCCAAGGAUUCAACAUACAACCAGCUCUACGUCGAGUUCAUGAAAGAGUACGAGGAAUUAGGACACAUGGUAAAGGCUCCAGAUCAUCAACGGAUUUCAUCAAGAGAGGCUGAGAACGUUGGACCUGAUGGGGAGAUGACCUUGGCACAUGAUGCUUCGGCAUCAGGAGGGUUGAGGGUCUCUUCUGACGGUUCAACACCUCAAACCUCUGCUCAUCUUCAACCAUACUAUUUGCCUCACCAUGGAGUUCUACGUCUCGACAGUUCAACAACGAAGCUCAGGGUUGUAUUCAACGGAUCAAAAGCUACGACAUCAGGCAAAUCAGUCAACGAUUUAAUACAUACUGGUACUAAUUUGCUCUUGAAUGUUACAGAUGUUCUAAUUUGGCUUCGCCAUUAUCACCACAUUUUUGCCACAGAUAUCACAAAAAUGUAUCGCCAGGUAGCAGUUCACAAGGAUGAUUGGGAUCUCCAGCGAAUUCUUUGGAUCGAUGAAGACCGCAAUGUCAUCCCUUACCAGCUCACAAUAGUCACGUAUGGCACAAAGGCGGCUCCCUUCCUGGCGACACGAGCACUCAUGCAAUUGGUUCACGAUGAGGGUCAUCGAUUCCCUCUGGCAACGCCUUCGCUCACACAUGGCAGAUAUGCGGACGAUAUCUUUGGAGGAGCAGACUCAAUCCCGGAACUUGUGGAGGUCGCUCAACAGCUGAUUGCAUUGUGCAACGCGGGCAGAUUUCCACUCGCAAAAUGGCAUGCGACUCACCCAGAUCUUCUACGGGCUGUUUCGUCAUCCACACAAUCGUCAGCUCCCAUAUCAUUUGACGACUGCACUACCAAAUUACUCGGAAUUCAAUGGAUGCCUCAAACCGAUAAAUUUGGCUCUUCAUCCACGAUCACAGAUCAACCAAGUAAGUGUUCAAAACGCCUCGUAUUGUCCGAAGUGGCUCGGAUAUUUGAUCCAUUAGGUUUCGUCUCACCGGUAAUAGUAUGA
Osmia bicornis bicornis is the source of this 1551-nucleotide messenger RNA. RefSeq lists its product as uncharacterized. The transcript has a single exon. The record is from RefSeq and is a predicted model, not a curated record. The coding region runs from base 1 to 1551 and encodes 516 amino acids. Lineage: Eukaryota; Metazoa; Arthropoda; Insecta; Hymenoptera; Megachilidae.